UAUAUAAGUGAUAUUAGCCUGCGCGGUUUUUUUUAAUAUAUAAUCAUAUCUACUGUAAAGUCAAAAUUAUUAGGCCGCCUUGUACCAGUAUUACGGUAAUAUGGGUUGUCUAUUGCAGUUAUUACGGUAUUAAUUUGCAGCAAAAUGGCAGCGCACUGUGUUUGACACUGUAUGUGAUGUUCACUGUGAUAUCAACAAAUAAUCUUAUUUAAAUAGGAUAAAUCGCAUCAAGAGCUACAGCACCCAUGUUUGUAAAGAGACUGCAUGUGCUACGCAAGGCUUUAUCAACUUGCUCCAUUCCGGUUGCUGAAGUCCACACUCAACAUUAUGACGUCAUCGUGGUGGGUGGGGGUCAUGCCGGGACUGAAGGAGCAGCCGCAGCCAGCAGAGUUGGGGCAAAGACACUGCUAAUCACACAGAAAAUACAAACUAUUGGGGCGCUUUCAUGUAACCCAUCUCUGGGAGGUGUGGGGAAAGGUCAUCUGGUAAAGGAGAUCGAUGCUCUGGAUGGUGUGAUGGGACGGGCAGGUGACUGGGCUGGCAUUCACUUCUCCAUUCUUAACCGUAGUAAGGGGCCUGCAGUAUGGGGCCCCAGGGCUCAGCUCGACCGUGGACGCUACAGAGACUUUAUACAGUCUGAGCUUUUAUCUACAGAGAGACUGACCAUCUUGGAGGGGUCGGUGGAGGAUCUUCUGGUAUCUACAGCUGACCCAGAUAAACCUGGAAGACAUAAAGUGUAUGGAAUACGCUUGGCUAAUGGAGGGGGUGAAAUCCAUUGCGGCUCUGUGGUUUUGACCACUGGCACUUUCCUGUCUGGUUCUCUCUUCAUGGGACAGAAUUCAUCUCCAGGGGGGCGAAUGGGUGAUCCUCCUUCCUGCGUUGGUCUCUCUCAUUGUUUGAAAGAGAUUUUGGGCUUGAAGGUUGGCCGACUCAGGACUGGUACUCCUCCCAGAAUCAUCAAAGAUACGAUUGAUUUCUCCCUCACCGAUAUUCGUUUGCCCGAUGAAAAGCCCACUCCGUUCAGCUUCAUUAACACACAAACAAACUGCAAGCCGGAGGACCAACUUCCAUGUUUUUUAACCUACACAACACCUGGAGUAGAGAGAGUGGUGAACGAGAGCAUCCAUGUGAACUCACACAUCCACCAAGACACUAAAGGACCCAGGUACUGUCCCUCCAUUGAGUCAAAAGUGUUGAGAUUUCCUGGAAGACGGCACCAGGUAUGGCUGGAACCUGAAGGUUGGAGUUCUGACCUCAUAUACCCUCAGGGUUUGUCCAUGACGAUGCCCCCUGAUAAGCAGCUUUGCCUCAUUCGAGAGAUCCCAGGUCUACAGCAAGCUCACAUUCAGACUCCAGGUUAUGGGGUGCAGUAUGACUUUGUCUGUCCAACACAACUCUACCCAUGGCUGCAAGUGAAAAGCACUCAGGGUCUCUUCCUGGCUGGGCAGAUUAAUGGGACAACAGGCUAUGAGGAGGCAGCAGCACAGGGUCUAUGGGCUGGAGUGAAUGCAGGAAGGACAUCUCUUUCCAAGAAUUCACUGUCUCUCUCACGCACUCAGAGCUACAUUGGUGUUCUCAUCGAUGAUCUAGUUGGUCGUGGAGUGACCGAACCAUACCGUAUGUUCACAAGCAGGGCAGAGUUCAGGACUUCACUUAGACCAGACAAUGCUGACAUUCGACUUACCCCCAGAGGUUUUGAGGAGAUGGGCUGUGUGUCUAAGCAACGCUAUACUGAAGCUCUUCAAGUUCAAGGGAGACUGAAUGAGGCCCUCUCUGCCCUGCAGUCUAUCUCACUACCUGCUGCUCGCUGGAGGAAUAAACUGCAACAUGUCAACAUCAGUGAAAAUAAGAGCACCAUUCUCAAUGGAGAGGAGGUGUUGCAGUAUAAAGAGGUUUCCUUCCAGAUGUUGGCAUCUGCCUUCCCAAAGCUGCUAUCCCCGUAUCAAGAGUUCUCAGAGAGAAUUAAAGUUGAAGCUUUAUACCGCCCUCACUGUGAAAAGCAGAGAAGAGAAAUGGAGCGAAUGCAAGUAGAGGAGAGUUUGUGUUUGCCUGAGGACAUUGACUACCUUACUCUCCCUGUGUCUCUCUCCAAGGAGGUCAGAGAGAUUUUGGAUAGAGCCAGACCAAAUACAUUGGGAGCAGCUACUCGUCUGCAAGGCAUCACCCCAGCAGCCAUAGUUCAUCUGCUCAACUACGUGCAGAGAGAAAAACAAAGGAAUCAGGGCACAGGAAAAGCUGUCAAUUGCUUUGGAUGAAAUUUUGCAUUACACU
Paramisgurnus dabryanus is the source of this 2271-nucleotide messenger RNA. RefSeq names its product mitochondrial tRNA translation optimization 1 (gene mto1). Lineage: Eukaryota; Metazoa; Chordata; Actinopteri; Cypriniformes; Cobitidae. Gene Ontology annotation, biological process: tRNA methylation; tRNA wobble uridine modification. Gene Ontology annotation, molecular function: flavin adenine dinucleotide binding. Gene Ontology annotation, cellular component: cytosol. The record is from RefSeq and is a predicted model, not a curated record.